Parastagonospora nodorum SN15 is the source of this 816-nucleotide messenger RNA. RefSeq lists its product as hypothetical. The record is from RefSeq and is a predicted model, not a curated record. The coding region runs from base 1 to 816 and encodes 271 amino acids. The transcript has a single exon. NCBI's taxonomy places the organism in Eukaryota, Fungi, Ascomycota, Dothideomycetes, Pleosporales, Phaeosphaeriaceae.
AUGAGCGAAUAUCAACCCUCCGCCUUGCUCGCGAUGCCAACAGAGCUCCGUCUGGAUGUCUACCGAUACCUGUUCGAGGACUGCCUAGCCGACGGUGAGGUUUCCGAUGUCGCCGGGCUCUUCCUUUGCUGCCGUGAAAUUCAGCAAGAGCUGGAGGCGGAGCUCAUGGCGAGAGUACGACCGCUGCUGACAGCCAAGUACGAGUGGGAGUCGACUAGCUUCAGGAACGGCAUUAUCAGCUUCAAGUUGCAUCGGGGUCUCAAUGUCAAGGCCGAGAAGGUGGCGCUUUCUGUGGACCUUCCUUUGGGAAAACAUGGCCUACGUUCCAUCACGAGUGAUUAUGAGGAAGCUAAGGACGCAUUGCGAGUAGCCCUUCGUGCAUUAAAGCCCGUCUUGACGUUGCCUUGGUCAGUCUUCACAUUAAGCCUUGGUCGUCAUGCUCAGCUGGAGGAGCUUGACAUGCGUGAUGUAGAUGGUCUAUUCGAUCGAUUCUUUAGAGGCCUACACCCAGGCUCUUCUACGUUUCGCACUCUUAAACACAUAGAUCGGCUUGUGUUGAGCUACGGGCACUCACGAUCGCCUGCGUGUGCGAGUACUUCGAUCUUGAGAACACUUUCCGAUACUUCGGAUCGGCUCGGAUUUUGUUUGAAAGGACGCUUUUCGCGAUCAUAUACCAAUGCCUGGGUCUCGAGACUUUCUACCGGCAAGGACAAGGUAUGGCGUUUGACUGUAGACUUCGAGCACGGUAUGCGUGCUGUUGAUGGAGUGUUGUUCGAGGUGGGACACCCUGGUGGUAUUCGAAUUCGAACCCCAUAG